UGGCAGAUCUCAGCUGAAAAAAAUUGACAUAUUUUUACUUUGUUUGCACGUAUACACUGAAAGAAAACAACAAAAUUAUGUAGCAGUUCACUAACAACAAGAAUUUUUCAGUGAAGCAGUAUGGAUCCGUAUCGUAUGACCGACAAUAACAAUUCGUUUCCGUCUGUGAUAAACUUAAAUGUGGGAGGAAAAAUAUUUGCCACUCGUCUGUCAACAUUGCUGAAGUACCCAGAUUCAAUGCUAGCUGUGAUGUUCAGUGGUCGGCAUGUCAUUGACAAAGAUAGUGAUGGAAACUACUUCAUUGACAGAGAUGGUACUCAUUUUAACCACAUUUUAAAUUUUCUGAGAAAUGACCAGGACUUACCCCCUGUUGCACUUGCAGAAGCAGUUUUACAAGAGGCUAUGUAUUAUGGGAUUACACCACUUAUUGACACCCUAAAGAACUCACCUCCAUUAUUUGCAGAAUAUGUUGUCCGGCAAAACAUCCGUGAUAAAAUUCAAGAUUACAGUGCUGUUAAAGCAAAAUUAAUAGACCUUGCUAGAGAACAGGUGGUAGAGAGUGGUGCCAUAAUUUCAAUGGUCAGGGUUGCUACUACCAAAAAUCAGCCAAUUCCUAGGGACCUGCAAUUUUCCAAACAAGUAUAUAAACAAUACUACAGAAAGUUCCGAACAUACAAGUCUUUCGAAUCCUGCUUUGGCAAAUACCAUCUUCAUAUUCCAUGUGAAAAUAUCAAAGGGUUACCUAGUGUUGUGAUGGAUAUUCUUGCAAGCUGUUUGAGCUAUGACUUAAAUAAAGAAGGCUAUCGCUGUGCCCACUCUGCAGAGGGAAUUCACGAUGAAGAACAUAAGCUGAAGACCAUAACAUGGUCAGAUGAUGAAUUUCAUGUCUGUACUAGUUGUCAUGUUUUUCGUUUUGAUUGGCUGGACACGUCACUCCAGUUUUAGAAUAUUUUAAUUGUUGAAAAGGUUGUUUUUAAGAAAAUCAGAGUAACUGCUUAAGAUUUCCGUGUAUAAAUCUUUUUUUUAGAAUACAAGACCUGUUUGAACAUGUAAUUUGUUACAUUAUUACACAGGCUUAUAUUCACCUUUAGCAAAAGUCAGUGAAACGUAAUUUUGACAGGCCACAGGGUUUACUCAGUCCUUCAAAUAAUCAAAAAUUAAUACAUGUAGUCUUGGUUUUAAGGAUGUAUUACCUGGUAUAUCAUAUUGUACAAUACAUGAGUAAAUACAAUUUAUUAUACUGCUUUAAAUGUACUUUAAACAGAUUUUUCAUUAUCACCAUGAUUGCAUACAUGUAAAUAAAUUUUACUGUGAGAAUUUAAUACAUGUACUAGUAUCUAUUUUGCCCUAUCUGUGAUGCUUACAAUACUCAUUCUUCCAAGUCUUAAAUACAGUUGUUUAAGUAAGUCAUGUAUAUUUAACAUUUUUGUUCUGAAUAGAGGGCAUUGCAUAUCUUUUUUACAACUAUUUUGCUUGAAAAAUGUUGGCUUACAGCCACCUCAACUGCAUCCAGAACAAUGACCAUGUGUAUGUGUAAAACUAUUGAAACAUUUUUCUCAUGAUUAGGAAGUAAAAUUAUCAGAUGAUGAACUUCUGUGUAAAAUAAGCAUUAUUUCCUGCAUGCUCCCUUUUGUUCAGUCUUUGACUUAGACUUGGAUAAGUUUUGAUGCACUGAAUUUUUAAAUGAUUGAACUUGUUCCUAAUUAAAUGUUUAGGAAAAUUCCUGUCAAGUUUUCUGUGUGUAAUUAUUAACUGUGUGUUGUACCAGAUAAGUCAUUUUCUGUACUGUUAAUGGUAUGGUAUCAAUACUGUUACAAGUACAUGUAUAACAUGCUUCAAUACUUGAAUUGUCCUUACAUGCAAAAUAUUUACACACAAUAUAGCAAAUAUCUUGUACCUUCAUAAACCAUAAGCUGUAUUCUAUCAUAAAUUCAACCAACAAGUCAAUUAUUAUCUGGCUUGAAUGAAAGGAAACCCAUUACACUGACUUGUCAAGCAAUUUGGUUCUCACUGAAGGUUUGUUCUCAUCAUGUUUUACACAACUUAAAUGUAACUUCUAUUAAUUAACAAAUAAAUCUUUGGGUGAAAAUUGUUUUAUGAUUGCUAUUAGGAAGUUUUAGAUAUCUUGUGUGUUUUUCUUGGUUUAAAUGUAAAAAUAUCAAUGGAUAUUUGAAUUUCUCAAAAAUUGCAACAUGCAUCUUUUCCUUGCUUUGCACAUCCAGACCAUCUCUAUCUGAGACUGAUUAGAUCUCAUAUUUGUUAUGAAUUGUCCUAGAGAUUAAUAAAACCUACAUACCAGUA
Molecule: messenger RNA, 2301 nt
Organism: Saccostrea echinata
Lineage: Eukaryota; Metazoa; Mollusca; Bivalvia; Ostreida; Ostreidae
Product: BTB/POZ domain-containing protein KCTD7-like
Exons: 2
Coding region: 121-945 (274 amino acids)
Biological process (GO): protein homooligomerization
Molecular function (GO): protein binding
Source: RefSeq, a predicted model, not a curated record